AUGGUCCACAUGGCAUCCAUCUGCCGGCAGGCGACGCCGCGUUGGACGAGGGGCAGGAGCGAUUUGACAUUGGAGGAAGAGCUGGUCGAUUUCCUUGCUGAGUGGAUCGCUGGAGCGGCCUGUGAAGUGGACGCUUGGGCACCUGGCCUCACCGAGGGCCAUCUUGGAGGCCUCAUAGAACGGUUCAGUUCGGCGAGAAAAAGCAUAGCCUGGAACGGGCAGGCCGUUUGCAGAUGCUUCUCCAAAUGCACUAGACCGGAGCUGCCGAGUACUGUGGCCCUGCCUCGUCGCAACCGCAGCUCGUUCUGGUGA
Molecule: messenger RNA, 312 nt
Organism: Effrenium voratum
Lineage: Eukaryota; Dinophyceae; Suessiales; Symbiodiniaceae
Source: the annotation of a GenBank genome assembly